AGCAUGAAAUCAAAUUUACGCCCGAGGCGUCUCGCACGUCGCAAUAUUCAUGUGAAAUGUCUCAGGAAUCGCAGGGAGAGCACACAGAGCAGUGUUAUUUUCUUGCAUACAAUGUAGAAUGCAGAUCUUUUUCAAUGAGUACAUCAAGGAUGAUCGUCAUUUUAUUUUUCAUAAAUUUGUAAAUUUCGAUGAAAUUUCUACGGUAUUUUUGUAAUGGCUGAGAAUUAGGAUAUACGAACAAAUAAUUAUGAACUAUUUUAGUAUAUUGCCAUUGAGACAACGUGCAAUUGUAAACAGGUGCUUGAUAGAGCAAUGUUUGAGGCAAUAUCAAAUAUGCCAAAGCAGACUUUACGUUGUAGCAACUGAGAAUCGUUAUAAACAUUAUGCUGGCAUAAAAGAACGAAAUAUCCAUAGGAAAACCUUGCGAACGCGUUUACUGCAAGAUCUUAAGCAAACAAGAAAGAAUGUGGAAAAGAUCAUUGAAAAGGAGAACAUCUGGACUGUGCCAAAUCUGUUAUGCAUAGGUCGCAUUGUGACAUCGCCAUUUUUGAGUUAUUUAAUCGUGUCACACGAUUAUCAGAUAGCGCUGUGCUUGCUUACAUUUGCAGGACUCAGUGAUCUAGCUGAUGGAUGGAUUGCACGCACUUGGACCUCCCAAGCUUCUAAACUUGGUAGCUUUCUGGAUCCUGUUGCAGACAAAUUACUCGUUGGAACAUUGUUCCUCUCACUAGCAUGGGUUGGCUUAAUUCCAGUGCCACUCACCUGUCUUGUGGUUACGCGUGAUGUUGCUCUAGUAGCUGCUGCAUCCUACAUCAGAUAUCGUUCCUUACCUCCACCAAAAACCUUAGCAAGGUACUUUGAUCCUACACAUGCCACGGUGCAAUUAGCACCAACGUUGACAAGCAAGUUGAACACUGGAAUGCAAUUGACUCUUGUUGCUGGGACAUUGGCUGCUCCAAUUUUCCAUUUUAUAGACCACCCAGUCUUACAAGGUCUGUGUUACUUGACAGCACUUACAACAAUUGCAGGAGGUGUCAGUUAUCUGUUGUCAAAAGACACCUAUAAAUACUUGAGAAAAAGGAAGACUCCGACACGAACGUCGCCACAAAGCUAGACUGCAUAUUAUUGAUGUACAAGAUAUCUCGUGUGUUGAAGAUUUUAUCUCUGCAAUUGAAAAGGUUAACAAUGUCUUUUAAAGCUUACAUCAAUCGUCAAUGAUAUUUGCGUCGUUUGUUAAAAGUUGAUAGAUUAAUUUUGUCAGAACUAAUUACGUUCACAAAAAGCUAAUCUAUUCUAUAUCUUAUUCUUUUAAUGAGAAUACCUCUUCUACGAAUGGUGGGAUAUCUUGUGUGUAUACAUAUAUAUAUAUAUAUAUAUACAUAUAUAAAUGUAAUUUAUGUACAAAUUUACUGUUUUGCACUAUGCAAUAUAGCUCAUUUUUUGUACAAUUACAUUUAACAUUAUAUUUCAUAUAUAAACAUUAA
Odontomachus brunneus is the source of this 1484-nucleotide messenger RNA. RefSeq names its product probable cardiolipin synthase (CMP-forming) (gene CLS). The coding region runs from base 248 to 1114 and encodes 288 amino acids. The transcript has 4 exons. Gene Ontology annotation, cellular component: membrane; mitochondrion. Gene Ontology annotation, molecular function: cardiolipin synthase activity. The record is from RefSeq and is a predicted model, not a curated record. NCBI's taxonomy places the organism in Eukaryota, Metazoa, Arthropoda, Insecta, Hymenoptera, Formicidae. Gene Ontology annotation, biological process: cardiolipin biosynthetic process.